AUGCUGCCCAAUCUCAAUGGCGUAGGCUAUCAGUGCCAGACGCCAAGAUACUUGCCAGUGGCCACCAAGACUGGCUCAGGCGAUGCGGAGCUGGGUCUUGGAAGGUGGUGGUCCAACUGGGGCCCUGUUGUAUCGCUGGAGAAUUUCGCGUCUAGGGUCACAAUCGUUGUCGAAGGAUUGCUCUGGCUGGAGGAAGAAUCACGUGCUCUGGCGUUCUGGCAUUCUGGCCAAGUGGGGCUGGCUUCGGCGGUGGAGCAGACGGCGCGCGGUUGUUCAAAGCGACACGCCCGCAACAGCUUCCACUCCACCACAUGCUCGCCACUCACUCACCGGCACCCCGCCAUGUCUGCGCAGCCCGCACCCGCGCGCCCCGGGCCUGACCGCCGUUCUACGGCGGCGCCUAAGCGCACGUCGAUGCUCCCGAAGCCGUCCUCGAUUGCCCUCGACCCCUCGGUGCUCAUUGCCCAACACGCGCAAAUCACGGGCACGCAUCCCAUCACGCUGGGGCCGAAUACGACGCUGCACCCGCACAGCAGGAUUAGCAGUGCGCUGGCGCCCGUGGUGCUUGGUGAAGGUGUCGUCGUGUACGAGAGGGCCAAGGUGGGCAUGGGCGUGGGGCCUGACCUGGACGCUGAGAGCAGACGCAGCAGCAUGGCGUCGGCCCGGAGCAGCGCAACCGUCAGGAGCGACGGCACUGUGCUGGGCAGGAACGUCGUCGUUGAGUCCAACGCCAUCGUCGAGGCCGCCGAGGUCGGCGAGGGCAGCGUCAUAGAGGUCGGCGCUGUACUGGGCAGAGGAUGUGUGCUUGGAAAGUAUUGUACCAUCUCGCCGUCGUCGUUCGUCCCGCCCAACACGCGUCUCCCGGACUUCACCGUCGUGCACAGCGGCUCUGAACAGCGAAGCGACAAAACCCUGCAGUUGCGACCUGAGAUACUCGAGGCGAAGAUGGCAGUGCAUGCCAAACAGCUCGACAUGUUCAGGAAGCUGAUCCCGAACAAUGUCUCCAGGUGGGCAGCAUGAGGACACAACCCCAAUCGCUUUGAAACCAUAUGCCUCUAUCAGAGCCUAGCUGUGCCACGGGUCUGUAGUGUAAAGUCCGGAAACAGUCGCAAGCGCAGCCAACAUGAAAGAAAGAGAAUUGAUGCCGGUUGCCCAGGCACGCACUGUUGAGGAAACACCGGGGAUACAAGAGCUGCGCAACGUUUGCUAUAGGCCUCAGGGGCGUGCUCAUCAUGGCGCGAUACUUGACGUAAAAUAUGACCAUUGCGAUUGCAGACCCG
Messenger RNA from Parastagonospora nodorum SN15, 1280 nucleotides. RefSeq lists its product as hypothetical. Bases 1 to 1020 code for a protein of 339 amino acids. The transcript has 3 exons. Gene Ontology annotation, cellular component: dynactin complex. NCBI's taxonomy places the organism in Eukaryota, Fungi, Ascomycota, Dothideomycetes, Pleosporales, Phaeosphaeriaceae. Gene Ontology annotation, biological process: mitotic spindle organization. Gene Ontology annotation, molecular function: dynein complex binding. The record is from RefSeq and is a predicted model, not a curated record.